AUGCCAAACGAACCACACACAUUUUUACAAAUUUACUUCAUGGGUGGUGAGGACUCCGAAAGCGCACUCGCCAAUAGCGUGGAUGCAUGUUGUAGAUACAAUAACCUAAAUUCACCUUUUUCUAGACUAGUCGUCGGUGAUCUUAACUCUUUAUUGAAUGAGCACAAUGAAUUGUUGAAAUUAUUUAAAUCACUCAUGCACAAAUUACAAAGUGACAAUCACGAUAUUAUCAUCAAUUCAGAUAAAACACCAAAUCUAGACACAUUCGUAGAUUCAAUGCACCUGUUGUUGACGGAGUUGCUGAAUCAUGAUUGGCGACCGUACAGCUACGCGAGAAAUAAAUGCAUUUGUAUAAUACAAUUUAUAUGGCAAAACAAGAUAUAA
Macrosiphum euphorbiae (potato aphid) is the source of this 384-nucleotide messenger RNA. NCBI's taxonomy places the organism in Eukaryota, Metazoa, Arthropoda, Insecta, Hemiptera, Aphididae. The record is from the annotation of a GenBank genome assembly.